CUAAACACAAGUCCUCUUUGCAAAUUGACUCUCUCCCUCUCUUACUGUUUUCACUAGGAUCUUCUCAUCACAAUACAUCAAUGGCCAACAGUAACGUCACCGGAUCUCCUCUUGAGAAAACCAGCUUGGCUUCACUCGACCAAAGGCUGACCAUGGCAAAACGUUGCUCUCGUGAGGGUGUAAAAGCUGGAGCUAAGGCGGCUGUUUUGGCAGGGAUAGCAACAGCCAUCCCGACUUUGGCUAGUGCAAGGAUGCUGCCCUGGGCAAGAGCAAACCUCAACCACUCGGCUCAAGCACUCAUUAUCUCAACAGUCGCUGGAGCAGCUUAUUUCAUAGUUGCCGACAAGACUAUCUUGGCCACGGCUAGGCAGAACUCCUUCAAGCAAGUCUCCAACAUUGAGGGGUGAACUGAAAAAAACUAGACAAGAAACUUAUAUGGCUUCCAUUUUGAUCAAACUUGUAUCUGAGUGAACUAGAAAGCAGAUUACCACCUUGUGUCACCCAAAAAAUAAGUAUGGGUUCUUCUGCUUCAUCCUGAAGAUGGAUCUAGUUCACAAUUUAUAUAAGAAUGAAGAGUAUGAGGAUGUCCUCGGAAAUUUAGUGCAAUUUACAAUUACCAAAUGUUGUCCCUAUUUCAUAACGUGUUCAUUACCACCA
Eucalyptus grandis is the source of this 657-nucleotide messenger RNA. Its product is annotated as early nodulin-93. The record is from RefSeq and is a predicted model, not a curated record. The coding region runs from base 81 to 407 and encodes 108 amino acids. The transcript is spliced from 4 exons. Lineage: Eukaryota; Viridiplantae; Streptophyta; Magnoliopsida; Myrtales; Myrtaceae.